AUGACCAAGACUGGCAUGUCAUUUGUACAGUUCAUCCGCACGUUUCGGCUGUGCGCUUCUGAGGCCACCGAGUUGAUGAACUUGGUCGGUGAAGAGCAACGCAAGAUUGAUGAUUUCGACAAGGAGAUCAAGAAACACUUGCAUGCUGCUGAUCUGACCUGGAUGGACGAGUACAACAAAACCCACGCUCCACUUAUCACCGACCAUUUUACCGCCAAAGAGAUUCGACUGGCAAAGGAUUUCAUGACUUUCAUGGGCUUUGAGGACAUUGCUUCCAAUCUCGGUGGAUAUGUAGGCGUUGGCGCUGGUAGGCGGUUCCCUAUUUCGCUCAACCACUUCUGGGGAGAUGGAUUCAGAGACCUACCACCCCAUUUCAAAGUCUUCUGUUCGGAGGAGCUUGACAAAAUGGCCAGCACCUGGGAUGAGGUGCAGAAAGAGCACCCGCCACGCCUGUCAACUCCAGAGAUGCUGGUCAGGCUUGAUCCUCCGCCUGGUACGAUCAACCCAAGGAGACUCCUCAUCAACCCAGAGCCCGCCCCAUCUGCCCGGCAGCCUCCCGGCCAAUAUCAUCUUGCUGGUGAUGCCUCUGUUGCCGACGCUCCGAUUCGGAAUCCUGCUCUCCCACUUCGUUCAACCACGGCUUCUUUCCCUCCAGGACUGCAUGGACGCCAACCGCAUUCCGUGGAUGCAGGUUAUCGUAAUGCCGAACAAGCACAGCCUGUUAAUUUUGCACAGCAUGAUUUUCCAGCUUUUCUACCGGACCCAAGCUAUGGUGUUCCCAUCAACCCCUUCGCUAGCAUGCCUCCCCCAAGCAUACCUGGCAGUCCUAGACAUUCCCAACACGGUGGCUGGCAGCGUUAUUUGCAAGUGCAGGACGAGCCUCAAUUCCCUCAAGGGCCUCAGCAUCAGCAUAUUUACCACGACAGAGGGACGCAGUGGGGCCUACCGGACCGCUACCGUGAGCCAGCGAACGUUCAUUUCGCAAUGGCAAUGGGAGAAGACCAAGAGCUCAGACAACCGCCCAUGAUCAUUCGGACUCGCUAUCCUCCGCCGCCCGCACACUCUCAACAACCUCCGGAUAUCGAUAUGCACCGGGAGCUCACCUUGAGCCCGGCCUUUGGCCAUGCAUCCAGUCGAGUAGUACCUGGCAGCAACCACAGAGAGCAUCCCGAUGUUGCAGGUCUCUUGCCUCAUCGUCGUGCCCCUGAACCAAUGGAUCAUCGCCUACAGCAGAUGCCUAGUCAUGAUCGUGGCGACCGAAGCAACCAAGCAUUUGAUCCGCGUCAGUGUGUGCACGCAUUCCGUGCUGCUCCCCAGAUUGCUGCUUACCCGUCCGGGAUGGGCCAUGUUCCUCAGGACCAUGUCUCAUCCGGGGAGCUGUCAAGGCGGAACAUCGCCAGUGGCAGCGGGACUGAAAUGCCACUUAUGAACACUACCCAGCUGGCUUUGCUGUAUCGCACAUAUGAUCAGCCCCGUCCAUCAAGGGGGACGCUGCACCACACUGCUGGUUAUGUAGGGCGUUCAGCUGGCACGGGUCAACUCUCCCAUCUCCAAGGCAACUAUCCUAUCCCGGUCUUUGGUAGACAAACUGGUCUAGAGGAAGCUAGACAUGUUGGCAAAAUGAGACAGAAGGAUGCUCAAGCGUCCAGCGCACAACCGCCGAAAGAAAGCUUCAGCGAACCCCUUCUCAAUUAUCCCCGACCCAAGAUCCAGCAGCGAGAUCCCAGGUUGCGCAAGGAGGUUGAUAAGUUGAGAAACAAGUUUCAGAACACCUGGACUUCGUCUUCAGAGUCAGAGUCGGAGCCAGAAGAGAAUGAAGAGGAUAUUCUCCGGCCCUUGAAGACCCGUUCUACGCGUGUAGAGCAAAUUCCGGAGGACGACGACAGUGACAACGACUUUGUUCUCCCCAAUGAGGACGAAAUCCAGGAAAACAAGCAGGAAAAAAGAUCCAGGGCAUCUUUGCCGUCGAGAAAGAGGGCUAUCUCAGCCGCAUCUGCGCCCGCUGAACCGAGAAAGAGGUCAAACACAGCAAUCAAGAAGUCGGCCAAUACGGUGGCUCCUGUUGCUCGAGCGACCAACAAGAGAAAGGCAGCGCAGACUCAGGAGAGCCAGGUCGGUCCGAAGAAGCGUCGUGUGAAUGACGAAACAUCAUCCACCCGUGCUAGCUCCAGCACAAGCCGCAGUCUGCGGAGGAAAUCUGCGCCCGCUGUCGAGGAUCUUUCCGAUGGGGGGGAGUAUGAUGAGGGGAAGAAGAGCAAACCAGUCAGGGGAAGGCGCCAGCCUGGGGGUGUCUGGGGAGACGCCAACACCAUGUUCACAAACGGCCUGGGUGGCUUUAUGAAGCGUUCUGAUGUAGCUGCCCUGCCCAACACCAAGUACCGACCCGGCGGAUCGUUCGGCGGUGGAAAAUGGCUGGAAGAGGACACUGGGAUCAUGUGGCUCCCCGUGAAUCCGGCAGAACAAUGCAGGAAGAAUGUGGUUGAAAAUCAAGCCACGGCGAAUUGCGCGUCGGGGGCCGAGGUUGUCGGGACCGGAGAGAAGACAACCAAAAAGAGCACAAAGACGACGACUCAGGCUGUCAAGAAGACUAUCCGGCUGGCUUCUCAAGCAGCCACGCCCUCUCCUUCCAAGAUAGUGUCGUCACAAAUCACCCACUCGUCAGCUACCAUCGGGCACAGCAGUCCAGCCAUGGCCCCAAAGGGCGAGAGCUUUGAGGAACUCCUGUCGUCCAGGGGGUUUUACACCCGCGAGAAGUUUGAGACAGAUUCUUUGUUUUGGGCUUACAUCUCUGCGCUGGGCCCGCCGUUCUCGACGCAUCCCGGUGCGCCAACUCCCCAAUCCCCUCCCAAGGGAAAGAGCCUGGAUAACUACAUCCCAACCCAGACACGCGCCGAGCAUGAGGUGUAUCUAGCCACUCAGAAAUCAACGGGCGGUGAGGUAUCCCGGUCUCAAGACGAACAGACACAGGGACAGGGCCAACAGAAUGAGGAGAUCCAGGAGAAACUCCAAGAGAGUACUAGGGAGACGCAGGGGACACAGAGAAACCAGGAGACCCAGGAAAAGCCUCGGCACGAAUCCCUAGAGAAAUCCCAGGAGAUGUCUGAUGGUGGGAACCAAGAAGCGGGCCAUACCAUCGAACAGACCCCACAGUCCGCCGGAGAAGUCCACAAGGAGAUUCAGCAGCAGAACCCCCAAGCUGGGGAAUCGAAGGAGAACGACCUCCCAGAUGUUCUCAAGAACCAAGGCUUCGACUUGGACAAUCCACCAGCACUCGAUACAAUUGAGAAGCUGGGGAGAUACCCAACAAGGUUGAGAAGCUCUGUGUUUGGUCUGAUUCCGAGUAACGGGGGUUCAUCUUCCGACUCUUUCUCUUCUCCCAAAGGGACUCCUAGCAAGAAGCCGGUCACCAGCAAGUCUGCGAGCGAAGAGCCUUCUACAACAGAGGCUCCUGCCGAAAAGACCCCGGAAGAGCUUGACACCGAGGAUACUGGCACCGAGGAGCAUGUGUCUCAGGAUCCAGCCAGCACAGGCGCCAUAGGCGGUCUCAUGACUAUCCGGACUCUUCGUCCCCGGAAAGGCAAGGAGGACCUUCGGAGAAAUGAUAUGAAAUGA
Messenger RNA from Podospora anserina S mat+, 3612 nucleotides. RefSeq lists its product as uncharacterized. The transcript has a single exon. The record is from RefSeq and is a predicted model, not a curated record. NCBI's taxonomy places the organism in Eukaryota, Fungi, Ascomycota, Sordariomycetes, Sordariales, Podosporaceae. Bases 1 to 3612 code for a protein of 1203 amino acids.